AUGGCGCUGAGGUGGGGUGCCACCCUGGUAUUGGCCGCCAUGCUGCUGGUUUACUGUGGCGCCUCCCCCACCGACAUUCUCUACCGGAUGCGCGAGGAGCAGCCUCCCAACACGUUGAUCGGCAGCCUGGCAUCGGAUGAGGGCCUGCCUGACUCGGGCCACCUGUACAAGCUGGAGGUGGGCAGCCCUUACCUUCGUGUGGAUGGCAAGACGGGUGACAUCUAUACCACGGAUAGCCCCAUUGACCGUGAGACGCUGCGGGACUGCCGCAACUUGUUCGAGGGCGACAAGUGCUUCCUGGAGUUCGAGGUGUCCAUCACGGACCUGAUGCAGGGCCAGGGACCGCGGCUGAUUGAGGGCCUCAUCGAGGUGCAGGACGUUAAUGACAACACACCCCAGUUCGCCUCGCCCAUCCUCACACUGUCCAUCCCAGAGAACACACACAUCGGGGCCGUCUUCUUCAUCCCCAUGGCCAGCGACAAGGACUCGGGCCACAAUGGCGUGGCCGAGUAUUCACUUAGUGCCGGGCCUAACGCCGACCAACUCUUCAGCCUACAGGUGGCCGAGGACACGGAUGAGAAGUUGCCGCAGCUCAUCGUCAUGGGCAACCUGGACCGCGAGCAGAAAGACUCAUAUGACCUUAACAUCCGCGUGGUGGACGGGGGCACACCGCCGCGCGCCAGCAGUGCCCUGCUGAGGGUCACCGUCACCGACCAGAAUGACAAUGCACCCAAGUUCGAGAGGAGCCACUACGAGGUUGAGCUGGCCGAGAACAGCCCAAUGGGACACUCAAUUCUGCAGGUACAAGACACACAUAUACCUACAGCACAUACACACAGACUAUUUCAUUUUUUUUUUUUUUUUACAGUUUAGUCAUUUAGCAGACCAGAGUGACUUACAGUUAGGUUGACCUACACUCAUAGACUCACUCACUCACUCACUCAUUCACUCACUCACACACUGUCUCUCUCUCCCUCUUUCAGAGCAUUUCAAACAUGAAAAUAACUGACAUUUCUUGCUGUGUGGCCAAUUGUUUUAGUAAAAAACAAAAACAAGUAGAUUCAGUCCAUUAUUUAUUUAUUUAUUUUUUAAACAGCCUUUAAACUCAGACUUUGCGGUUCAGCUAUUCAACUCCCCACACCAAAUGUAUUCUUCACAAAUGAGAUCUGGUGGAGAGACUGGGUGAGAGAGGAGCUGUUGAACUAACUCUCACUGACAUCCCAAGAGCCCGGAAGCCCCUCAAACUCCACUUGACAAACACCCUUAUUACAUAAGGCUCCCUCUUUCCCACGGGGCCCGUGCACCGAUGCAAAACAACAGGGUUAAGGUUAAGAAAAUUAUUAAACCAAAUCAUAUUCUCCUCAGCAAAUACAUUGUUCUUCCUCUUCCCUCUGUCACUUAAACAUCAGCUUUAGAAAACACUAUUGAAUUAUUGACAGGUUCUGAGAAUUGCAUAUUGGAUUGCAAUGCAAACACAGCCGUUAACGUGAGCCCUACAGUUGGCCGGGUUCCAGGAGCAAUUUGAGGCAAAGUGUCCAGGCAUGAAAUUGGUAUAAAUACUGUUCAUCUCUUAGUCAACAAUUAGUCCAUGUGAUCAUGAACGUCUCAAGAGUAUUUACUUUCAUGAUUAUCUUGCUAAGGGAGCAGUGGCAAUUGAAAGGCAAGGGAAUAAAAAUUGACUAAUUUGAUGACUUAAAGGAGAAAUCCACUCCAAAACUAUAUUUUUAUUUAUUUUUUAUUAGUCAACUGUUGAUACAGUCCCAAAAUGUUUUGCAUGUCAAAAGUCAUGUUUUCAAGAUAUAGGAUUUUCAAGAAGCAGUGUAACUUUCCACAUCAUCAUGAUGCUGCAUUUUGCAUGUGUCAAGUUACACUUUGCUUCUUGAAAGUCCAAUAUCUUGAACACUUGACUGCUGACAUGCAAAACAUUUGUGACUGUAUUACCAGUGGACUAAUGGAAAAAAUACAAAAACAUUGUUUGUGAGUGGACUUUUCCUUUAAACAGGUCAGACGUGUCAAUCAAGCAUUUCUUCUUCCUCAAUGGAAGUCUCUUCAAAUUCCUGUUAACGAUUCCCUUAUGUUCCGGGUCAAUUUGAUGUAAUCUUUCCACCAUGACCCUUCAUCUACAUACCUAAGUAUGGGUCUCAAAAUUGUAAAACACGUAAUAAAAAACAGUAUAAUAAUAAUAGACCCAGUACCGGAAAAGUGAAGUCCAUGAUGUUCUGGGAAAACUAGACCUGCAAUUUGACCCGUUCUAUUUGACCUUGACCUUGGUCAAUAUACACUACAUGGCCUCCUGCUCGUCGAACAUCUCAUUCCAAAAUCAUGGGCAUUAAUAUGAAGUUGGUCCCCCCUUUGCUGUUGUAAGAUCCUCCACUUUUCUGGGAAGGCUUUCCAAUAGAUGUUGGAACAUUGCUAAAGGGACUUGCUUCUAUUCAACCACAAGAGCAUUAGUGAGGUCAGGCACUGAUGUUGGGCGAUUAGGCCUGGCUCUUAGUCGGCGUUCCAAUUCAUCCCAAAGGUGUUCAAUCAAAUCAAAUCAAAUUGUAUUUGUCACAUACACAUGUUUAGCAGAUGUUAUUAUCAAAUCAAAUCAAAUCAAAUUUUAUUGGUCACAUGCGCCGAAUACAACAGAUGCAGACAUUACAGUGAAAUGCUUACUUACAGCCCUUAACCAACAGUGCAUUUAUUUUAAACAAAAAAGUAAGAAUAAAACAACAACAAAAAAGUGUUGAGAAAAAAAGAGCAGAAGUAAAAUAAAGUGACAGUAGGGAGGCUAUAUAUACAGUAAAAUAAAGUGACAGUAGGGAGGCUAUAUAUACAGGGGGGUACCGUUGCAUAGUCAAUGUGCGGGGGCACCGGCUAGUUGAGGUAGUUGAGGUAUGGGUGUAGCGAAAUGCUUGUGCUUCUUGAUCCGACAGUGCUAACAAGUAUAUCUAACAUCUAACAGAUAUCUAACAAGUAAUAUGUAACAAUUUCACAACAUAUACCCAAUACACACAAAUCUAAGUAAGGAAUGAAUUAAGAAUAUAUGCAUAUAUACAGUACCAGUCAAAAGUUUGGACACACCUACUCAUUCCAGGGUUUUUCUUUAUUUGUGCUAUUUUCUACGUUGUAGAAUAAUAGAGAAGACAUCAAACUAUGAAAUAAUACAUAUGGAAUCAAGUAGUAACCAAAAAAGUGUUAACCUCUUAAGGAUCUGACCUUUUUUUUCAAUUUUUGCCAAAAAUGACAUACCCAAAUCUAACUGCCUGUAGCUCAGGACCUGAAGCAAGGAUAUGCAUAUUCUUGAUACUAUUUGAAAGGAAACACUUAGAAAUUUGUGGAAAUGUGAAAUUAAUGUAGGAGAAUAUAACAUAUUAGAUCUGGUAAAAGAUAAUACAAACAAAAAAAUGUGCAUUUUCUAUUAUUUAUUUAGAUCCAUCAUCUUUGAAAUGCAAGAGAAAGGCCACAAUAUAAUAUUGCAGUUUAGGCGCAAUUUAGAUUUUAGCCAUCAGAUGGCAGUAGUGGGUGUGCAACAUUUCAGAUUGAUCCAGUGAAGCAUUGCAAUACUGGACUGUAUUUUCGACAUAAAGUCGAAAAAUACAACAGAAAAUAUAUAUACAGUGUGUGCAAAUGUAGCAAGUUAUGGAGGUAAGGCAAUAAAUAGGCUAUAAUGCAAAAUAAUUACAAUUAGUAUUAACACUGGAAUGAUAGAUGUGCAAGAGAUAAUGUGCAAAUAGAGAUACUGGGGUGCAAAUGAGCAAAAUAAAUAACAAUAUGGGGAUGAGGUAGUUGGGUGGGCUAAUUUCAGAUGGGCUGUGUACAGAUGCAGCGAUCGGUAAGCUGCUCUGACAACUGACGCUUAAAGUUAGUGAGGGAGAUAAGAGUCUCCAGCUUCAGAGAUUUUUGCAAUUCGUUCCAGUCAUUGGCAGCAGAGAACUGGAAGGAAUGGCGGCCAAUGGAGGUGUUGGCUUUGGGGAUGACCAGUGAGAUAUACCUGCUGGAGCGCAUACUACGGGUGGGUGUUGCUAUGGUGACCAAUGAGCUAAGAUAAGGCAGGGAUUUGCCUAGCAGUGACUUAUAGAUGACCAGGAGCCAGUGGGUUUGACGACGAACAUGUAAUGAGGACCAGCCAACAAGAGCGUACAGGUCACAGUGGUGGGUAGUGUAUGGGGCUUUGGAGACAAAACGGAUGGCACUGUGAUAGACUACAUCCAAUUUGCUGAGUAGAGUUUUGGAGGCUAUUUUGUAAAUGACAUCGCUGAAGUCAAGGAUCGGUAGGAUAGUCAGUUUUACGAGGGCAUGUUUGGCAGCAUGAGUGAAGGAGGCUUUGUUGCGAAAUAGGAAGCCGAUUCUAGAUUUAACUUUGGAUUGGAGAUUCUUAAUGUGAGUCUGGAAGGAGAGUUUACAGUCUAACCAGACACCUAGGUAUUUGUAGUUGUCCACAUACUCUAGGUCAGACCCGUCGAGAGUUGUGAUUCUAGUCGGGUGGGCGGGUGCCAGCAGCGUUCGAUUGAAGAGCAUGCAUUUAGUUUUACUAGUGUUUAAGAGCAGUUGGAGGCUACUGAAGGAGUGUUGUAUGGCAUUGAAGCUCGUUUGGAGGUUUGUUAACACAGUGUCCAAUGAAGGGCCAGAUGUAUACAAAAUGGUGUCGUCUGCGUAGAGGUGGAUCUGAGAGUCACCAGCAGCAAGAGCGACAGCAAUGAUAUACACAGAGAAAAGAGUCGGCCCAAGAAUUGAACACUGUGGCACCCCCAUAGAGACUGCCAUAGGUCUAGACAACAGGCCCUCCGAUUUGACACAUUGAACUCUAUCUGAGACGUAGUUGGUGAACCAGGUUAGGCAGUCAUUUGAGAAACCAAGGCUAUUUAGUCUGCCAAUAAGUAUGCGGUGGUUGACAGAGUCGAAAGCCUUGGCCAGGUCGAUGAAGAUGGCUGCACAGUACUGUCUAUUAUCGAUCGCGAUUAUAAUAUCGUUUAGGACCUUGAGCGUGGCUGAGGUGCACCCAUGACCAGCUCGGAAACCGGAUUGCAUAGCGGAGAAGGUACGGUGAGAUUCGAAAUGGUCGGUGAUCUGUUUGUUAACUUGGCUUUCAAAAACUUUCGAAAGGCAGGCCAGGAUUGAUAUAGGUCUGUAACAGUUUGGACCUAGAGUGUCACGCCCUUUGAAGAGGGGGAUGACCGCGGCAGCUUUCCAAUCUCUGGGGAUCUCAGAUGUUACGAAAGAGAGAUUGAACAGGCUAGUAAUAGAGGUUGCGACAAUUUCGGCAGCUCUUUCAGAACAUCAGCUGUCUGAAUUUGUGUGAAGGAUAAGCGGGGGGGGGGGGCAUGGGCAAGUUGCAGCGGAGGGUGCAGAGCUGGUGGCCGGGGUAGUGGUAUCCAGGUGGAAAGCAUGGCCAGCCGUAGGAAAAUGCUUGUGGAAAUUCUCGAUGAUUAUAGAUUUAUCGGAUGGUGAUAGUGUUUCCUAGCCUCAGUGCAGUGGGCAGCUGGGAGGAGGUGCUCUUAUUCUCCAUGGACUUUACAGUGUUCCAAAACUUUUUGGAGUUAAUGCUACAGGAUGCAAAUUUCUGUUUGAAAAAGUUAGCCUUUGCUUUCCUAACUGCUUAUGUAUAUUGGUUCCUGACUUCCCUGAAAAGUUGCAUAUCGCGGGGCCUAUUUGAUGCUAAUGCAGUGCGCCACAGGAUGUUUUUGUGCUGGUCAAGGGCAGUCAACUCUGAGGAGAACAGGGGCCAUAUCUGUUCUUAGUUCUGUAUUUUUUUAAUGGGGCAUGUUUAUUUAAGAUUGAGAGGAAAUUACUUUUAAAGAACAACCAGGCAUCCUCUACUGACGGAAUGAGAUCUAUAUCCAUCCAGGAUACCUGGGCCAGGUCAAUUAGGAAGGCCUGCUCGCUAUAGUGUUUUAGGGAGCUUUUGACAGUCAUGAGGGCUGGUCGUUUGACUGCGGACCCAUUACGGACGCAGGCAAUAAGGCACUGAUCGCUGAGAUCCUGGUUGAAGACAGCGGAGGUGUAUUUAGAGGGUAAGUUAGUCAGGAUGAUAUCUAUGAGGGUACCCAUGUUUACGGAUUUAGGGUUGUACCUGAUAGGUUCGUUGAUAAUUUGUGUGAGACUGAGGGCAUCUAGUUUGGAUUGUAGGACGGCCAGGGUGUUAAGCAUAUCCCAAUUUAGGUCACCAAGCACUACGAGCAAUGAGGAUAAAUGGUGGGCAAUCAAUUCACAUAUGGUGUCCAGGGCACAGCUUGGGGCUGAGGGGGGUCUGUAGCAAGCGGCAACAGUGAGAGACUUAUUUCUGGAAAGGUGGAUUUUUAGAAGUAGAAGCUCAAACUGUUUGGGCACAGACCUGGAUAGUAUGAUAGAGCUCUGCAGGCUAUCUCUACAGUAGAUUGCAUCUCCACCACUUUUGGCAGUUCUAUCGAGAUAGAAAAUGUUGUAGUUGGGGAUGGACAUUUCAGAAUUUUUGGUGGCCUUCCUAAGCCAGGAUUCAGACACUACUAGAACAUCAGGGUAGGCGGAGUGUGCUAAUGUAGUGAAUAACUCAAACUUAGGAAGUAGAAUUCUGAUGUUAACGUGAAGAAAACCAAGGCUUUUAUGGUUACAGAAGUCAACAAAUGAUAGCUCCUGGGGAGUAGGAGUGAUACUGGGGGCUGCAGGGCCUGGGUUAGCCUCUACAUCACCAGAGGAACAGAGGAGGACUAGAAUAAUGAUACGGCUAAAGGAUUUAAGAACUGGUCUUCUAGUGCGUUGGGUACAGAGAAUAAUAGCGGCAGAUUUCCGGGCUUUGUAGAAAAGAUUCAGGGCAUUAUGUACAGACAAGGAUAUGGAAGGAUAUGAGUACAGUGGAGGUAAACCUAAGUGUUGGAUAACAAUAAAAGAUAUAGCAUCACUGGAGGCACCGAUAGAGCUGGUCUCGGCGUGUAUGGGGGGUGGAACAAAGGAACUAUUUGAGGCAGUUUGAGAGGAACAUGGGGUUCUACAGUGAAAUUGUAUAAUAGGAACUAACUGGAACAGCAAUAGGCAAGGCAUAUUGACAUGGGAGAGAGGCAUAAAUCAAUCACAGAUGUUAUUAGAGAGAGCUAAGACAACAACUGGUAAUGGCGAUAAAGUUUGGGCUGAGGCUAAACAGAAUAAACAGGACAGGGUACCGUGUAAAGGAACAGUCCAGCAGGCAUCAGCUGUGCAGCUGAGUGAUCAUAAGGUCCAGUGAACAGCAGUUCAAAUUGGUGCUUCAGCACAGCGAGAAGGAAGCACGGUUGUAGUUUGUGUGUGCUAGCGGGCCGGGGCUAGCAGAUGGAUCUUUGUGGUCGUCGCAACGGGAAGCCUGUUGAAACCACUGACGAUUACAUCGGCAAACCAGUCGUGAUAGAUCGGCAGGGCUCCGUGUCGACUCUAGGAGGUCCCGUCCGGUUGACAGAGAGGUAGAUAGCCGGGAGAUCUGCUUGACUCAAGGCUAGCUCAAGGCUGAUUAGCUAACAACAACGUUCAUUUGGUUGGAGCUAGAUAGUUGUGAUUAUCCAGUGUUAAAGGUCCAGUGAUUCCGGCAGAAAAUCCGAUAGGUUCUGGGUCGAUAACUCGCUGUGCAGACAGUGCAGACUGGCCGAUAACAGUCCAGACUAGAGCUGGCUGGUAGGUAGUGCAGGACAUGGACAAUGGAGAAAAAGCCGCUAACGGUGGCUAAUAGCAAGUAGCUAGUUAGCUGGUUAGCUGGCUACUCCCGUCCGGUAGACAAAGAGGUAGAUAGCCGGGGCUAGCUCAAGGCUCAAGGCUAACUGGUGCUACGAGGGCACACCUGUUAAUUGAAAUGCAUUCCAGGUGACUAGCUCAUGAAGCUGGUUGAGAUAAUGCCAAGAGUGUGCAAAGCUGUCAUCAAGGCAAUGGGUGGCUAUUUUGAAGAAUCUCAAUUAUAAAAUAUUUUUGAUUUGUUUAACACUUUUUUGGUUACUACAUGAUUCCAUAUGUAUUAUUUCAUAGUUUUGAUGUCUUCACUAUUAUUCUACAAUGUAGAAAAUAGUAAAAAUAAAACCCUUGAAUGAGUAGGUGUGUCCAAACUUUGACUGGUACUGUACAAAUAUGGACGAGCGAUGUCAAAGCGGCAUGGAAUAAGAUACAGUAGAAUAGUAUAGAAUACAGUAUAUACAUAUUAGAUGAGUAAUGCAAAAUAUGUAAACAUUAUUAAAGUGGCUAGUGUUCCAUUUCUUAAAGUAGCCAGUGAUUUCUAGUCUAUGUCUAUAGGCAGCAGCCUCUAAUGUGCUAAUGAUGGCUGUUUAACAGUCUGAUGGCCUUGAGAUAUAAGCUGUUUUUCAGUCUCUCGGUCCCAGCUUUGAUGCACCUGUGCUGACCUCACCUUCUGGAUGAUAGCGGGGUGAACAGGCAGUGGCUCGGGUGGUUGAUGUCCUUGAUUAUAUUUUUGUCCUUCCUGUGACAUCAGGUGCUGUAGGUGUCCUGGAGUGCGGGUAGUUUGCCCCUGUUAAUACGUUGGGCAGACCGCCCCACCCCCUGGAGAGCCUUGCAGUUGUGGGCGGUGCAGUUGCCGUACAAGGCGGUUAUACAGCCCGACAGGAUGCUCUCAAUUGUGCAUCUGUAAAAGCUUGUGAAGGUUUUAGGUGCCAAGACACCUUUCUUUAGCCUCCUUGAGGUUGAAGAGGCUCUGAUGCGCCUUUUUCACCACAUUGUCUGUGUGGGUGGUCCAUUUCAGUUUGUCAGUGAUGUGUAUGCCAAGCAACUUCUCCACUGUGGUCCCGUCGAUGUGGAUAGGGGGGUGCACCCUCUGCUGUUUCCUGAAGUCCACGAUCAUCUCCUUUGUUUUGUUGAUGUUGAGUGAGAGGUUAUUUUCCUGGCACCACAUUCCCAAAGACCUCACCUCCUCCCUGUAGGCUUUCUCGUCAUUGUUGGUUAUCAAGCCAACUACUGUUGUCUGCAAAGUUGAUGAUUGAGUUGGAGACGUGCUUGGCCACGCAAUCAUGGGUGAACAGGGAGUACAGGCUUGGGCAGAGCACGUACCCUUGUGGGGCCCCAAUGUUUAGGAUCAGCGAAGUGGAGGUGUUGUUUCCUGCCUUUACCACCCGGGGGCUGCCUGUCAGGAAGUCCAGGACCCAGUUGCACAGGGCGGGGUUCAGACCAAGGGCCUCAAACUUAAUGAUGAGCUUGGAGGGUACUAUGGUGUUUAAUGAUGAGCUGUAGUCAAUGAACAGCAUUCUAACAUAGGUAUUCCUUUUGUCCAGAUGGGAUAGGGCAGUGUGCAGAGUGAUGGCGAUUGAAUCGUCUGUGGAUCUAUUGGGGCGUUAAGCAAUUUGAAGUGGGUCUAGGAUGGCAGGUAAGGUAGAGGUGAUAUGAUCCUUGACUAGUCAAUGGGGUUGAGGUCAGGGCUCUGUGGAGGCCAGUCAAGUUUUCCACAUCGUUCUCGGCAAACCAUUUCUGUAUGGACUUCGCUUCGUCCACGGGGACAUUGUCAUAUUGAAACAGGAAAGGGCCUUCCCCAAACUGUUGCCACAAAGAUGGAAGUACAGAAUCGUCUAUAAUGUCAUUGUAUGCUGUAGCAUUAAGAUGUCAAUUCACUGGAACUAAGGGGCCUAGCCCGAACCAUGAAAAACAGCCACAGACCAUUAUUCCUCCUCCACCAAACUUUACAGUUGGCACUAUGUACUGGGGUUGGUAGUGUUCUCCUGGCAUCUGCCAAACCCAGAUUUGUCCGUCCGACUGCCAGAUGGUGAAACGUGAUUCAUAAUUUCCACUGCUCCUGAGUCCAAUGGUGACGAGCUUUCCACCACUCCAGCCGAAUUUUGGCAUUGCGCAUGGUGAUCUUAGGCUUGUGUGCGGCUGCUCGGUCAUGGAAACCCACAUCAUGAAGCUCCUGACUAACAGUUAUUGUGCUGACGUUGCUUCCAGAGGCAGUUUGGAACUCGGUAGUGAGUGUUGCAACGAGGACAGACUAUUUGUACGCGUUACGUGCUUCAACACUCGGCGGUCCUGUUCUGUGAGCUUGUGUGGGCUACCACUUCGCGGCUGAGCCGUUGUUGCUCCUAGACGUUUCCAUUUCACAAUAACAGCACUUACUCCAUUUAAUCCAAACAGCACACCAGAUAGAGUGGGGAAAAAAAGUAUUUAGUCAGCCACCAAUUGUGCAAAUUCUCCCACUUAAAAAGAUGAGAGAGGCCUGUAAUUUUCAUCAUAGGUACACGUCAACUAUGACAGACAAAUUACCUGUCCACAACCUCAAACAGUCACACUCCAAACUCCACUAUGGCCAAGACCAAAGAGCUGUCAAAGGACACCAGAAACAAAAUUGUAGACCAGCACCAGGCUGGGAAGACUGCAUCUGCAAUAGGGAAGCAGCUUGGUUUGAAGAAAUCAACUGUGGGAGCAAUUAUUAGGAAAUGGAAGACAUACAAGACCACUGAUAAUGUCCCUCGAUCUGGGGCUCCAUGCAAGAUCACACUCCGUGGGGUCAAAAUGAUCACAAAUCAGCAAAAAUCCCAGAAAUGAGCAAAAAUCCCAGAACCACACGGGGGGACCUAGUGAAUGACCUGCAGAGAGCUGGGACCAAAGUAACAAAGCCUACCAUCAGUAACACACUACGCCGCCAGGGACUCAAAUCCUGCAGUGUCAGACGUGUCCCCCUGCUUAAGCCAGUACAUGUCCAGGCCCGUCUGAAGUUUGCUAGAGUGCAUUUGGAUGAUCCAGAAGAGGAUUGGGAGAAUGUCAUAUGGUCAGAUGAAACUAAAAUAUAACUUUUUGGUAAAAACUCAACUCGUCGUGUUUGGAGGACAAAGAAUGCUGAGUUGCAUCCAAAGAACACCAUACCUACUGUGAAGCAUGGGGGUGGAAACAUCAUGCUUUGGGGCUGUUUUUCUGCAAAGCGACCAGGACGACUGAUCCGUGUAUAGGAAAGAAUGAAUGGGGCCAUGUAUCGUGAUAUUUUGAGUGAAAACCUCCUUCCAUCAGCAAGGGCAUUGAAGAUGAAACAUGGCUGGGUCUUUCAGCAUGACAAUGAUCCCAAACACACCGCCCGGGCAACGAAGGAGUGGCUUCGUAAGAAGCAUUUCAAGGUCCUGGAGUGGCCUAGCCAGUCUCCAGAUCUCAACCCCAUAGAAAAUCUUUGGAGGGAGUUGAAAAUCUGUGUUGCCCAGCGACAGCCCCAAAACAUCACUGCUCUAGAGGAGAUCUGCAUGGAGGAAUGGGCCAAAAUACCAGCAACAGUGUGUGAAAACCUUGUGAAGACUUACAGAAAACGUUUGACCUGUGUCAUUGCCAACAAAGGGUAUAUAACAAAGUAUUGAGAAACUUUUGUUAUUGACCAAAUACUUAUUUUUCACCAUAAUUUGCAAAUAAAUUCAUAAAAAAUCCUACAAUGUGAUUUUUUGGAUUUUUUUCCUCAUUUUGUCUGUCAUAGCUGACGUGUACCUAUGAUGAAAAUUACAGGCCUCUCUCAUCUUUUUAAGUGGGAGAACAUGCACAAUUGGUGGCUGACUAAAUACUUUUUUUCCCCACUGUAUGUAUAUUAUUUUACUUCUCUAGGGGUAUAAUUAUUUUCUGGAGAACCUUAUUUGAUUGAUUUUUACCGAACAUUCUUUCACUCUUUAUGCGAUAUACACUGCAGUGAACACUGGAAGAAGAAUUGUCACUGAAUUACCACAGUGAAUUAUUUUAAUGUUUGUUUAUGUGUCAAUUAAUCCCAUAAGGCAUGGGUUGCCAAUUGGCGAUUUGACACGAAAAUAAUAUGUUAUUCAUACAGUUGAACAUGGCAGCUCUAGCAGGGCAGACAUUUGACGAUCUGACUUGUUGGAAAGGUGGCAUCCUAUGACGGUGCCACGUUGAAAGUCACUGAGCUCUUCAGUACAGGCAAUUCUACUGCCAAUGUUUGUCUAUUGAUAUUGCAUGGCUGUGUGCUCAAUUUUAUACACCUGUCAGCAAUGGGUGUGGCUGAAAUAGCCAAAUCCACUAAUAUGAAGGAGUGUAACUUUUGAGGCUGAGCAACACAGGUCUGAAGUCAGUUUGACCAGCAAUUUGACCUUGGCCUACUUAACUUUUGAACAGUGUGUCCUAGAAACAAGACAUUUUCUGUACAGGAAUGGUGCUACCAUUCUGAUCACGUACAGUGGGGGAAAAAAGUAUUUAGUCAGCCACCAAUUGUGCAAGUUCUCCCACUUAAAAAGAUGAGAGAGGCCUGUAAUUUUCAUCAUAGGUACACGUCAACUAUGACAGACAAAUUGAGGAAAAUAAAUCCAGAAAAUCACAUUGUAGGAUUUUUUAUGAAUUUAUUUGCAAAUUAUGGUGGAAAAUAAGUAUUUGGUCACCUACAAACAAGCAAGAUUUCUGGCUCUCACAGACCUGUAACUUCUUCUUUAAGAGGCUCCUCUGUCCUCCACUCGUUACCUGUAUUAAUGGCACCUGUUUGAACUUGUUAUCUGUAUAAAAGACACCUGUCCACAACCUCAAACAGUCACACUCCAAACUCCACUAUGGCCAAGACCAAAGAGCUGUCAAAGGACACCAGAAACAAAAUUGUAGACCUGCACCAGGCUGGGAAGACUAAAUCUGCAAUAGGUAAGCAGCUUGGUUUGAAGAAAUCAACUGUGGGAGCAAUUAUUAGGAAAUGGAAGACAUACAAGACCACUGAUAAUCUCCCUCGAUCUGGGGCUCCACGCAAGAUCUCACCCGUGGGGUCAAAAUGAUCACAAGAACGGUGAGCAAAAAUCCCAGAACCACACAGGGGGACCUAGUGAAUGACCUGCAGAGAGCUGGGACCAAAGUAACAAAGCCUACCAUCAGUAACACACUACGCCGCCAGGGACUCAAAUCCUGCAGUGCGAGACGUGUCCCCCUGCUUAAGCCAGUACAUGUCCAGGACCAUCUGAAGUUUGCUAGAGUGCAUUUGGAUGAUCCAGAAGAGGAUUGGGAGAAAGUCAUAUGUUCAGAUGAAACCAAAAUAUAACUUUUUGGUAAAAACUCAACUCGUCGUGUUUGGAGGACAAAUAAUGCUGAGUUGCAUCCAUACCUACUGUGAAGCAUGAGGGUGGAAACAUCAUGCUUUGGGGCUGUUUUUCUGCAAAGGGACCAGGACGACUGAUCCGUGUAAAGGAAAGAAUGAAUGGGGCCAUGUAUCGUGAGAUUUUGAGUGAAAACCUCCUUCCAUCAGCAAGGGCAUUGAAGAUGAAACGUGGCUGGGUCUUUCAGCAUGACAAUGAUCCCAAACACACCGCCCGGGCAGUGAAGGAGUGGCUUCGUAAGAAGUCCUGGAGUGGCCUAGCCAGUCUCCAGAUCUCAACCCCAUAGAAAAUCUUUGGAGGGAGUUGAAAGUCCGUGUUGCCCAGCGACAGCCCCAAAACAUUACUGCUCUAGAGGAGAUCUGCAUGGAGGAAUGGGCCAAAAUACCAGCAACAGUGUGUGAAAACCUUGUGAAGACUUACAAAAAACGUUUGACCUGUGUCAUUGCCAACAAAGGGUACAUAACAAAGUAUUGAGAAACUGUUGUUAUUGACCAAAUACUUAUUUUCCACCAUAAUUUGCAAAUAAAUUCAUAAAAAAUCCUACAAUGUGAUUUUCUGGAGAAAAAAAAUCUCUUUUUGUCUGUCAUAGUUGACGUUUACCUAUGAUGAAAAUUACAGGCCUCUCUCAUCUUUUUAAGUGGGAGAACUUGCACAAUUGGUGGCUGACUAAAUACUUUUUUUCCCCACUGUAUAAUAUGCUCAGAGGCUGAGCAACACUGAUUUGAAGUCAAUUUGAAGUCAACGUGACCAUGACCUUUGGCCUUGACUUUUGUGCUAGAGACAAAUGGUCUUCUGUGCAGUAAAGAUCUAUACAUUAUGAUCACAAGGAUAUAAGUAUGCUUUCCCUGUGAUGUUCAGAGGCCGACGGAUAGUGGUCAAAAGUUUGGCUAAAAAUAGGCUAAACAUUUCAUAAAAUGCAAUCAUUUGAUUGAUUUAUGGAUUUGGUACAGUAUUCUUUUGAACAGUUGGGUUUAUCAACUCAAGGGGAAAAGCAUAUGAAAGAGGACAUUCUCUGCUACUGGAACAUACAUUUGUGGAAGUUAUAAUCAUAUAUUUAUGUACUUAACUGGUCAAAUUGUCCCAGAACAUAAACGGUGAAGGCCGAAUUGAACAUACAUACCAAUCAAACGUUUGGACACACCUACUCAUUCAAGGGUUUUUUUUUUUAUUUUUACUAUUUUCUACAUUAUAGAAUAAUAGUGAAGACAUCAACACUAUGAAAUAACACAUAUGGAAUCAUGUAGUAACCAAAAAAGUGUUAAACAAAUCCAAAAAAAAUUAUAUUCGAGAUUCUUCAAAGUAGCCACCUUUUGCCUUCAUGACAGCUUUACACACUCUUGGCAUUCUCUCAACCAGCUUAAUGAGGUAGUCACCUGGAAUUGAUUUCAAUUAAUAGGUGUGCCUUGUUAAAAGCUAAUUUGUGGAAUUUCUUUCCUUCUUAAUGUGUUUGAGACAAUCAGUUGUGUUGCGUCAAGGUAGAAGGGGUAUACAGAAGAUAGCCCUAUUUGGUAAAAGACCAAGUCCAUAUUAUGGCAAGAACAGCUCAAAUAAUCAAAGAGAAACGACAGUCCAUCAUUACUUUAAGACAUGAAGGUCAGUCAAUCCGGAAAAUUUCAAGCACUUUGAAAGUUUCUUCAAGUGCAGUCGCAAAAACCAUGAAGCUCUAAGAUGAAACUGGCUCUCAUGAGGACCGCCACAGGAAAGAAUGACCCAGAGUUGCCUCUGCUGCUGAGGAUAAAUUCAUAAGAGUUACCAGCCUCAGAAAUUGCAGCAACUGUUCAGAGGGGACUGUGUAAAUCAGGCCUUCAUAGUCGAAUUGCUGCAAAGAAACCACUACUAAAGGACACCAAUAAGAAGAAGAGACUUGAUUGGGCCAAGAAACAUGAGCAAUGGACAUUAGACUGGUGGAAAUAUGUCCUUUGGUCUGUUGAGUCAAAAUUUCAGAUCUUUGGUUCCAACCGCCAUGUCUUUGUGAGACGCAGAGUAGGUGAACGGAUGAUCUCCGCAUGUGUGGUUCACAUCAUGAAGCAUGGAGGAGUUUGUGUGAUGGUGCUUUGUUGGUGACACUGUCAGUGAUUUAUUUAGAAUUCAAGGCACACUUAACCAGCAUGGCUACCACAGCAUUCUGCAGCGAUACGCCAUCCCAUCUGGUUUGCGCUUAGUGGGACUAUCAUUUGUUUUUCAACAGGACAAUGACCCAAAACACACCUCCAGGCUGUGUAAGGGUUAUUUUACCAAGAAGGAGAGUGAUGGAGUGCUGCAUCAGAUGACCUGGCCUCAACCCAAUUGAGAUGGUUUGGGAUGAGUUGGACCACAGAGUGAAGCAAAAGCAGCCAGCAAGUGCUCAGCAUAUGUGGGAACAACUUUUGGAAAAGCAUUCCUCAUGAAGCUGGUUGAAAGAAUGUGCAAAAGUGUCAUCAAGGCAAAGUGUUGCUACUUUGAAGAACCAAAAAUAUAAAAUAUAUUUUGAUUUGUUUAACAAUUUUUUCGUUGCUACAUGAUUCCAUAUGUGUUAUUUCAUAGUUUUCAUGUCUUCACUAUUAUUCUACAAUGUAGAAAAUAAUACAAAUAAAGUAAAACCCUUGAAUGAGUAGGUAUGUCCAAAACUUUGACUGGUACUGCAGGAAGGGUUAAGUUGAAUGAAUUCUGUUUUUUCUCUGGCAAGGAUGACAUGGAAUUAGUGUGUUAAAGGAUAUUUAAUGUUAUAAAGAUUACAGAAGUGGAUCUUGGUGUGUAAGGUGGUAAGGUGUCAGGUGUGAUGUUAAGUGUAACAGUGACACUACAAGGUUUGGUUAAUCAGUUAAAGGGAAUUCUUGGUUUACCAUUCUCAUUUGCUCAGUCCAUUUACACCAGAUAUACUCACAUACACAUAUAUGUAUACUGUGUAAUAAUGGGCCUAUAAUGGGAAUAAAAUACAUUAGGAUCCUUAUGACCAAAUUCACUGAGAUGACAUUCCCCCAUGUGUAGGUAACAGAGAUGUCUUGCUUGUGUCGUAAUGUAUUACUUCCUCUAAUCCCACAUUAAUAAAUACUAAAGUGUAUACUAUUGUACCAAUACUAUAGUAUCCACUGUAGUGUUUUUGCUGACUUUGCUUUAGUUUAAAACACUACAGUGAAAACUGUGGUAUACCGUAGCAUUUACAGUUUACUAUAGUAUACAUACUGUAGUAAAAUAAAGAGUAGUAUGUACUAUAGGUAUUACUGUAGUGUUUUUGCAGACUCUAGUAUACUGUAGUAUUUAUUGUAGUGUUUUUGUCGACUGUAGUAUACUGUAGUAUUUACUGUCGUUUUUUGGGGGACCGUAUUAUUUACUAAAGUGUUUUAGUUUUAUUAUCUUUGAAUAAUAAAAGAAGUGGGGUGCACAUUUUUCAUAACCUAUAGGUAGGUAGGACUGGGUUCAGCACUUCUGCUCUUUUCUAUAACCUGUAGGGAACACAAUAUAUGGUCUAUAGCAUGUAGAUUUCUCAGUUACGGGUGGCACAAAUUGGGAUAUGGAGGAGGGGAAUGGGCUGGCUAUAUGCAAAUGAAAUACUGUAGUAUUUACUGUAGUAAAACAAAUGUAGUGUUUUAGCGGACUGUAGUGUUUUUGCGGAUAUUUCUGUAGUGUUUACUACAGUGUUUUUUUGUGGAUAAUAACUAUUUACUAUAGUAUUCUACAGUAUACUACAGUUUACUACAGAAUUCUAUAUUAAGUACUGAAGUAUUCUACAGCAAACUGUAGUAUGUCUUAUGUGGAAUGCAAGUCUGUUCUCAGUAGCCUAUGGGAAAUGUCUUGUUUUGGCAAGGAUUACAAAGGCAGGACAAAGACAAUACAUUGCCACCAAUCCCUUUUGAUAAUGAGAGGAACAUUAACACUCUCAGUCAUUUAGCUGCUCACUCCAUUAGCUGCCAAUGACCCAUGUGACAAUCACUAGAUGUUUAUGUGUGGCUGCGCAUGCUUAGUCCAAAGCUAUGGGAAGAAUCAAUGCUUUGAUAGAAUCUAGGAGUGACUUUAGAGGUAAUUACAUAAAUUACAGGGAAUACAAUUGUUUUGUGGUUUUGAAAGUGGUAGGUUGUAGAAGCUAAAGACUCAUCUUUAUGUGUGUGUGUCCCCAGGUGAAAGCCAGCGAUGCUGACAUGGGCACUAAUAGGGAAAUCGACUACAGCCUGCACCAGGCCUCCGAUGCCAUCCAGAGACUGCUGCACAUCGACCACUCCACAGGCAUCAUAUACGUCAAGGGCCUGGUGGACCGAGAGGAGGAGAACUUCCUCAAAUUAUUCGUGAUAGCCAAGGACCGCGGCCCCAACUCCAAGAGCUCCAAAGUCCUGGUGACCAUAAACAUCAAAGACCAGAAUGACAACGCACCCUCCAUCGAGAUCCGCGGUAUCGGCCUAGUCAACCACCAAGACGGCGUGGCCAACAUCUCUGAGGACAUGCCCAUCGGCACGCCCGUGGCACUGGUGCAGGUGUCGGACCGCGACGAAGGGGAAAACGCAAUGGUCACCUGCGUGGUAGCUGGGGAAGUCCCCUUUCGAUUGCGGCCCGCCAGCGAGUCAGCCAACGACCGCAAGAGGAAGUACUUCCUGCAGACCACGACCCUGCUGGACUAUGAGCGCACCAAGGACUACAGGAUUGAGAUAGUAGCAGUGGACUCUGGAAACCCUGCUUUGUCCAGCACCAACUCCCUGAAGGUGCAAGUCACCGACAUGAAUGACAAUGCACCUGUCUUCUCCCCCACCCUGUUCGAGGUGGAUUUUGCAGAGGAGAACAAGCCAGGCGAUAAGGUCCUGGAUGUGUUGGCCACGGACGCGGACAGUGCCGCCAACGCAAAGCUGACUUACAGCAUCAUCAUGGAUUCGGCCACUAAGGGUCUCUUUGAGAUCGACCCCAAAACGGGAGAGGUGCGCGUGAGGAACACGCUGGACCGUGAGCACAGGGAGCACUACGAGUUCCACGUGGCGGCGGCCGAUAUGGGCACGCCUAGGCUGAGGGGGACGGCCACGGUGGUGGUCAAGGUGCUGGACCGUAACGACAACGACCCCAAGUUCAUGUUGAGUGGCUACAGCUUCUCCGUCUUGGAGAACAUGCCUCCGCUCAGCCCCGUCGGCAUGGUGACGGUCAUCGACGCAGAUAAGGGCGAGAACGCCAGGGUGCAACUAUCGGUGGAGCCUGACACCGGCCAGUUUUUCAUCCAGAACGGCACAGGCACUAUCCUCUCCAGCAUCUCCUUCGACCGCGAGAAGAAGAGCACCUACACUUUCCGUCUCAAGGCUAUUGAUGCCGGUGACCCUCCCAGGUCCUCUUACGUGAGCGUGACUAUCAACGUCUUGGAUGAGAACGAUAACGCCCCCUACGUCACCAAGCCCUCCAACUCCUCCUACAAGUUCCUCCCACCUCUCACCAACCCUGACACCAGCGUGGAAGUGGUAGAGGCCGAGGACAUCGACACAGGACCCAACGCCGAGCUGGUCUUUAGCAUCACCGGCGGGAACCCCUACGGACUCUUCCACAUUUCCCCCAACAAUGGAGAGAUCACCCUGGCUCAGGAGUUCACUCGCAAGCACAAUGGGCUCCACCGUCUGGUGGUGAAGGUGAGCGACAAAGGCAAGCACCCGUGCCACACCACCACCCUGGUCCACAUCUUCAUCAAUGACACCAUGGGGAACAUCACACUGAUCGAGUCUCUGGUGGGUCACAGCCUCUACACCCCUCUGGACAGAGACAUUGCCGGGGACCCCAACUACGCGCUGGCCCAGCGCAGCAACAUCCUGUGCGGCAGUCUGGCGGGCAUCGCCGGAGUAAUUCUGGUCAUUGUGGUGGUGGUGGUAAUCCGCCAUCGCCUGCAGAAGGACACCAAGAGUGGCUACCAAGCAGGCAAAAAGGAGAGUAAGGACCUGUACACUCCCAAAGCAGGGCCCAUGAAUGGCAAGGGCAAAAAGAGCAAGAAGGGCAAGGCGCACAAGCCCGCCAAGUCAGUGGAGGAGGACAAGGAGGCCAGCCUCCAGAAGGGCCUCAAGUUCAACCUUAUAAAUGAUAAUGUCAAUGACAGUCCCCGGAUCCACCUGCCCCUCAACUACCCCCCGGGUAGCCCCGACCUGGGCAGACACUACCGCUCCAACUCCCCUCUGCCCUCCAUCCAGCUGCAGCCCCAGUCCCCCUCCGCCUCCAUGAAGCACCAAGCCGUUCAGGACCUACCUGCCACCAACACCUUUGUGGGCACGGGUGACAACAACUCUACAGGCUCUGAUCAGUAUUCUGAUUACAGCUACAAGGCCAACCCGCCAAAAUACAGCAGCAAACAGGUAGGCGACUACUUCGUAAACAUGGCAGGGUACAACAGGAACAUUAUGUAG
Messenger RNA from Coregonus sp. 'balchen', 19291 nucleotides. NCBI's taxonomy places the organism in Eukaryota, Metazoa, Chordata, Actinopteri, Salmoniformes, Salmonidae. The record is from the annotation of a GenBank genome assembly.